Apis cerana (Asiatic honeybee) is the source of this 2075-nucleotide messenger RNA. RefSeq names its product arrestin 1 (gene Arr1). Gene Ontology annotation, biological process: signal transduction; G protein-coupled receptor internalization. Gene Ontology annotation, cellular component: cytoplasm. The record is from RefSeq and is a predicted model, not a curated record. NCBI's taxonomy places the organism in Eukaryota, Metazoa, Arthropoda, Insecta, Hymenoptera, Apidae. Gene Ontology annotation, molecular function: G protein-coupled receptor binding.
UUUGCUUUCCUUGUCUAUGCUAACUCGGUGCGUGACCACAGACGAAGUACGAGAUGUUGUCAAUCGAAUACACUUUCAUCAUUUUCUCUUUCAAAACUACGAUGUAUCUUCAUCUCUAAUGUAAAAAUGACAUAACAGUUAUUAUAUUCUCAGCUUUAUAAUGUAUCUCUGAGACAAUAACCUCACAAAGCGUAAUACGUAUCUUGAUAUAUGACGCAAGUGUUUUGACGCGAAGAACUGCUCGACAACGGUGGGAUUUAAACACAUCGAAACUCAGUCAACAAAGAAGCCACUCGGUGUGGGAAAGGAUCGAAGCAGCAAGAAGCAUAAUAGAAAUAGAUUAUAACGACAAAACGAAGCCCACGAAGAGCCGAUGUUCGAUUCAGUUGAAAGUGUAGCGUGUUCACCGGUGAAACAAAGUAUGAAGAAACAAAGUAUAUUAUCUCUAUCCUCUCGGUUUGGAAUAAUAGCGCGAAAAAGGUUAGGAGCGACGCGAGCAAAAAGACCCGAUUUAUCCGCAACGUUGAACGGAUUAUGAAGCCCUGAAAGAACUUGACGUCACUGGUACCGCGUUUAUAUAUAAGAUGGGGAACGCCACCCUCAGAAUCCAGUCAACGACGGGAGGUGAUCAACGAUCACAGAGGGAACUUGGUCGCAGGCAUGGUGGUGAAUUUCAAGGUGUACAAGAAAUGCUCGCCGAACGGCAAAAUCUCUCUGUACCUGGGCAAGAGAGAUUACAUCGACUAUCUGUCCGGUAUCGAGCCGGUCGAUGGAGUGAUACUUCUCGAUCAAGACUACGUGGACACAGGUAGGAAGGUGUGGGGCCAGCUAAUUUGCAGCUUCCGUUACGGGCGGGAGGAGGACGAGGUGAUGGGCCUGAACUUCCAAAAGGAUCUCUACUUGAUCUCGGAGCAACUGUUCCCGGUCAACAAGAAACGGGAGGAGAAUCUGACCAAGCUUCAGGAUCGUCUGUUGCAAAAACUAGGACCGAACGCGGUUCCCUUCACCUUCAAGUUCUCUCAAUCCGCCCCAUCGAGCGUCACUCUGCAACAAGGGGAGGACGAGGCGGGCGAGCCUUGCGGAGUGAACUACUACGUGAAGAUCUACUGCGGAGAGACGGAGACCGACGUAACUCACAAGAGGAGCACCGUAAUCAUGGGGGUAAGGAAGAUCCAGUACGCGCCCACGAAGCAAGGCCGGCAGCCUUGCACCGUGGUGCGAAAGGACUUCUUGCUGAGCCCCGGCGACCUGGAACUGGAGGUCACGUUGGACAAACAGCUGUACCAUCACGGGGAGAGGAUAGCCGUGAACGUGUGCGUGAGAAACAACAGCAACAAGGUGGUGAAGAAGAUCAAGGCGUUGGUCCAGCAGGGUAUCGACGUGGUCAUCUUCCAAAACGGCCAAUUCAGAACUGUGAUCGACGCGGUGGAGACCCAGGACGGUUGCCCUAUCAAUCCUGGCUCGAACCUGACCAAGGUUCUUUACCUGAAACCGGAGCUGGAGAACAACAAGCAUCGAAGGGGCAUCGCGUUGGACGGUCGGUUGAAGAGAGAGGAGAGCGAAUUGGCAUCCAGCACUCUGCUUCUCUCGCCGGACAUACGCGAAUCCUUCGGCAUCGUGGUCUCGUACGCCGUCAAGGUGAAGCUGUACCUGGGCGCGCUGAGCGGGGAAUUGUCCGCCGAGCUGCCGUUCAUCCUGAUGCGGCCGAAACCCGUCGACCGGAUCAAGGUGGCGAACGAGGAGGUGGAGAACGCGAAGGAGGUGGAAAAGCCGAUCGCCAGCUAGAGAGAGGGCAUCUCGAACGACGUACUCUCUACUGGCUAACGACCUUCGAUCUCCGCCAUUUUCAUGGAUGCAACCAAAUAAUCCAAUCCCGAAGGAACGAGAUCCUUCCGUUUGUAUCGCGUUUUCGAAAAUUCAAACUAUUUUUCCAUAUACGUAUACACAUACAUAUAAAUAUAUACACGAUGUUGAACAUGUAUUUGAAUAUUUAAAAAAAAAGAAAACAAUUAUUGUAAGUCAUAAAUUAUUUGCUGUAAUGGAAUCGGGGAAAUAUAUUGGAAAAUUGAUAAGAA